AUGACCGAUGUUGUAGCCUCGACCGAGGCGUACACCAAGGCUCUCCUGCACUGCUACAAGUACCCCUCCCACGCGGUACUUGGCUUCCUCGUGGGGAAACGCACGGGUGCCGGCAAUGCGUCGCGUUACGUGAGUGACGUCUACCCGCUCUUCCACACGAUCCUCAUGGGGUCCCCCCACCCGAUGUUGGAGGUGGCCUACGCGCACUGUCAGUCCUCCGCGAAGACCAACGGCCUCUCCCUCCUCGGCGUCUACCUCGCGAACGAGCGGCGGACCGAUCGUAUGCUUUCCCCAUGCCAAACGCAGCCCCUACUGGGGUAUUUUGCGGCCCGGCUUGGGGGGUCGCUCCUGGUGUGGUUUGUCGACAACGACAGCCUCACGGGGCCGCCGACGGCGCGCUCGAUCACCGCGUUUGAGUACGCGGCGGGCACCGGCGCGACGGUACCGUCGCCGGUACCCCGGCCGAGUGAGAUGCCCGCCGCGGCGUGGUUGUCGUUUGGCGAGUGGAACUCGGAUACGUUGUCAGCAGAUAAGCCCGUCGCCGAGGAGGCCGCGUUGGAGUCGGUCAACAACGCCCUCGAGGCGUUUGCCCAGUUCAAGCUGGCAGACUUCGAAGACCACCUGGAGGAUCCGCGGCUUGAUUAUAUUGUCCAGCCCUUGGCGUCGCUUAUGAAUCGUCAGUAA
This is a messenger RNA of Phytomonas sp. EM1, 684 nucleotides long. The record is from the annotation of a GenBank genome assembly. NCBI's taxonomy places the organism in Eukaryota, Euglenozoa, Kinetoplastea, Trypanosomatida, Trypanosomatidae.